GGGAGGGCAACUAACGCUUCGUUUUCAUCGCAGAAUCAUAAACCCGCGGUAUCGUUUCCAUCGAGCAAGUCAAACUAGUCUUGACUCACUGUCAGUUCGACUCAAAUCCCGGCGUAAAUAGGGACCAAUGUAAUUAACCUGUGACGUGUUUACGUUCUACAAGUGAUCAGGAACAGAAGGUCAAGGACUUGGGAAUAUCAAGGUUGAUUAAUUCCGUCAAUUAGUAAACACAAUGGGGAAUGUCUUGGAAGCGUGCACGUCAUGCUGUAAGGAUCAGUCGACUUACGAGGACCUCACACCUGAUCCGGAAACAAGGAGACAGCAACAAGUUGCAGCCGCUGAGAAACGAGCUCAGGAGCAGGAAAGACGGGGAAUUGGUGAUAUACAUGCUGUCAAGCGUCAGCAACAUCAAACUGAAAAACGAGAGAAACUCGAAACCGAGAUAUCGAAUGUGGAUACAGAAACUGGAUUGAAGUGGCAAGUGAAUUGAAAUAUCAUCAUCAACCUCAAGUACAUCGCUGCACGCAAUGUGAAACUGGAUAGGUAAUGGUGUAUGUAUUGUGAGUACAUGAGAAUUCAAAAAAAUAAUUCAAAGUUAUAUGCGAUGAGUCAAAACCAUCAGAAUUGUAGUUGCUAUAAAAUACUCCAGCGACGUGUGAAAUUGAGGAUACGUAAAUGUUUCAUCAGCAAACUGUUGAUUCUGCUAAUUCUAUAAACCAUUUUGUUAAUCUGCAUAUUCUAUCCGAUAUUGUUAAAUGGACUAAUUGCUGUGAGGAGUUGUGAUUGAACAGAGUAUCUUGAAUAAGUUUAUUCCUAUUUACUUUUAAGAAUUACUCACGAUUUACUGAUCAUUGUGUAGCGUUUUUAUAAGAUAAUUUACGAAGGUUCUUACACGGAGAAAAAAUUUCAGGAAAAAUUAUGUGACAAAACGUAGAAGUGACGGGAAAUGCGCUUGCGGGAAUUUUUGCAUAAACCACGGCGAAAAAUACGAAAAGAAAACGCAAUUUUUCCUCUAAAUUGUGAAUAUUUUAUGUGUUAAAAGGUAAUUUUUAUGUGAUUUCCAUACUAUUUAUUUCUCAACUUUUUUCUCCGUGCAAGUAAUCCUUCAAUAUCACAUUAUUAUCAUCGAAAUACGAGAAUACUUACGAAAUGUUUAGCAAGACAUUUUUACCACCAUAAAAAUAAUGGAGGAUUAAAUUAUGAAUUGUAUUGUGCCUACAUCACUUGUUUUAUUAUACAGAUUGCACCCCAAAUAUUUGUAUUGGUUAGAGUCAGACAUCAACGCCGUCGUUGUAUUCAAUUUAAUCUAAUUCAAGUGUUAUUUUAGUUAUUUUUUGCUUAAAAAGAGUGGGUAAAUAAUACGUCAAAUUAAUAUAUUGUUUAAUGCAUUUUAAUUAUUUAUUGAAUGGUUGUAAUGCAGACAGUACGAGCCUUUCAGGCGCAUAUAAAUCUAUCGAUGAUAAUUACGAAAUAUUAAUAUAUUCCAAUCGUAAUUUGUAAUUUUUAUUUGAUACUGUUAAGGCAGUAGAUCAAAUACACCUUACACGAAUGAUAAAAGGAAAUAUAUACAAUUAAUGACAAAUAGUUGAUGAUUCGUGUAUGAACGAAUAUUUAAUCGUCUCUUCCUAGUUCAUAAUUUAAAGUCAAUCAUCGCAUAGCGAUAAUAGGAAUGAACACAACUACCGGAAUUAAUGAAACAACUCCCCACAACCAAACUAAUAUCCCGAAUGUCUCGUAUGAUUUUUUUUCCCGAAAAAUAAAACUCGAGUGAAUUAAAGACUCGAGUAAAAUCGUACGGAGAUUCAAAUUACCAACCUAAACUGAUGCAGACAAUAAAAAUAAACGACAUGCUGGUUG
Diachasma alloeum is the source of this 1857-nucleotide messenger RNA. RefSeq lists its product as uncharacterized. Lineage: Eukaryota; Metazoa; Arthropoda; Insecta; Hymenoptera; Braconidae. The record is from RefSeq and is a predicted model, not a curated record. The transcript is spliced from 3 exons. Gene Ontology annotation, biological process: negative regulation of retrograde protein transport, ER to cytosol; negative regulation of VCP-NPL4-UFD1 AAA ATPase complex assembly; positive regulation of autophagy. Gene Ontology annotation, cellular component: endoplasmic reticulum membrane. Bases 233 to 490 code for a protein of 85 amino acids.